UCACUUUUGUUGACAUUAUCGCUGUCAUGUCAUUUUUUGCAGGAGUUACAAAAGUUUUGAAUUUAAUAACUUUGUUGAAUUUUAAUAGUAAUAUCAGGGGCGCAAUUUAUUCAGCGAGGGCAAAGAUGCCUUUCUAUGCAGUAGCUAAAGGCAGGACACCAGGCAUAUUCAUGUCAUGGGGGGAUUGUGAAGCUCAAGUUAAAGGAUUUUCUGGUGCAAGAUACAAGAAAUUCGAUUCAAUUGAUAGUGCUCAGGAGUUCAUUACUAAAGAGAGUGGUGGAAGCAUCGGUGGAGCUAAGGCACCCGCAAAAAAUAGUAGAAGUUCCUUUACGAAACCUUCGACGGCUAAUACUAACCUAAAAAGACCAUACUCAACUGGAGCAAACAACAAUUCAACCGGCUCUAAAAAGGUAACGGCUUCAAAACCUCGAAAUAAACAGCAAGAAAGUGAUGAAGAUUCCGAUACAUCCGAUGAUCUAAACAGUAUUAUUUGUAAACAAAUGGAUGACAUUGAAAAAAGGCUUCAAAAUUCUGCUAAAACUAUUGACAAAAUUUAUGGAACCAAGUCAAAGCCCUCAAACCGAAAAGCGAUAUUGAUUGAGCAACCUCAGCCGAAAAGGAGGAGAUCCAGCAAUCUAGACUUUAAGAAAGAUGCUGAUGGCUAUGUGCAAGUUUACACUGACGGGGCCUGUUCUGCUAAUGGGAGGAGCGGGGCGCGUGCUGGUCUGGGUGUGUACUGGGGAGAUGGCCACGAGCUCAAUGCUAGUGAGCCAGUCUCCGGCCGAGCCACCAACAACUGUGGGGAGAUCCAGGCUGCCACGUGGGCCAUCAAGCAGGCCCUGCAGAAUGGAAUCAAGCAGCUGGCCAUCAACACAGACUCCCAGUUUGUCAUCAAUGCUGUCACUAAAUGGAUGCCUGGUUGGAAGAAAAAAGGUUGGAAACUAGCAUCAGGAGAACCUGUGAAGAAUGAAAAAGAUUUCAAGGAGUUGGACAGUGUCCAGAGCAAGAUUGCGGUCAAAUGGGUCUAUGUGGAGGCACACAAGGGAAUCCACGGGAAUGAAAUGGCUGAUCAGCUUGCCAAAGAUGGAGCCUCCAGAUAUAACCAGUAAUUGGAAUAUGUACAUGCAUUCUAAUAUGGCAUACAAUGCUCAUACUCAAUACAAUAACAAUUUUGAUUAUAAGUUGGAAGGAUUCUGAUAUAAUUGCCAAUUAUUGAAUUUCACACAAAUGAAAAAUCUGUGCCCCAAAACUCUGUCUACAGCUAUUUUCAUCUUGUGUCUGAUGUGAAACAAACUUCAAAGACUGAUGUCAUUUAGCU
Messenger RNA from Plutella xylostella (diamondback moth), 1318 nucleotides. RefSeq names its product ribonuclease H1 (gene rnh1). Lineage: Eukaryota; Metazoa; Arthropoda; Insecta; Lepidoptera; Plutellidae. The record is from RefSeq and is a predicted model, not a curated record. Gene Ontology annotation, molecular function: RNA-DNA hybrid ribonuclease activity; nucleic acid binding; magnesium ion binding. Gene Ontology annotation, biological process: DNA replication, removal of RNA primer.